Fundulus heteroclitus (mummichog) is the source of this 1797-nucleotide messenger RNA. RefSeq names its product cyclin-dependent kinase 4 (gene cdk4). Gene Ontology annotation, molecular function: cyclin-dependent protein serine/threonine kinase activity; cyclin binding; ATP binding. Lineage: Eukaryota; Metazoa; Chordata; Actinopteri; Cyprinodontiformes; Fundulidae. The coding region runs from base 223 to 1131 and encodes 302 amino acids. The record is from RefSeq and is a predicted model, not a curated record. The transcript is spliced from 8 exons. Gene Ontology annotation, biological process: protein phosphorylation; regulation of G2/M transition of mitotic cell cycle; signal transduction. Gene Ontology annotation, cellular component: cytoplasm; nucleus; cyclin-dependent protein kinase holoenzyme complex.
CCUCUCUGAGUUGCCAGAAGCAGCGAGGAGGCGACCAGCGGCGGAGGGGCUGGAGACAUAUCGGCUGAUCGGCCUCUGACCAUCACAAGCACCUGGACCCGACCUGCCCCGCCGGUUCUGGUCCGGAUUCAUACGUGGCAGCCCGCGGAGCAUGUGCCGCUCGCUGCGCUGAAGAUCCCCGCCGCUGACGGAGAGGAGAACCGGGCGAGUCUGAACGUGGUCAUGGCCAACUGCGCCGGUGUCCAGUACGAGCCCGUGGCAGAGAUUGGCGGCGGCGCCUACGGCACCGUGUACAAGGCCCGGGAUACGGAGAGCGGCAAGUUUGUGGCUCUGAAGAACGUGCGCGUGCAGACGGACCAAAAUGGCCUCCCGGUCUCCACAGUCAGAGAGGUGGCUCUGCUGAAGCGGAUGGAGCAGUUCGAUCACCCCAACGUGGUUCGCCUCAUGGACGUAUGUGCCACCCAGAGGUCGGACCAGGAAACCAAAGUCACUUUAGUGUUUGAGCACGUGGACCAAGAUCUGAAGACUUAUUUAGAGAAAGCUCCAGCUCCAGGAUUGUCUGCCGACUGCAUUAAAGACUUGAUGAGGCAGCUGCUCUCUGGCCUGGCGUUUCUUCACUCUAACCAUGUGAUGCACAGAGACCUGAAACCUGAGAAUAUCCUUGUGACCAGCCAGGGCCAGGUGAAGCUGGCUGACUUCGGCCUCGCCAAGAUCUACAGCUGCCACAUGGCGCUCACUCCUGUGGUAGUGACCCUGUGGUACCGGCCUCCAGAGGUUCUGCUGCAGUCCUCCUACGCCACUCCUGUUGACAUAUGGAGCACCGGCUGCAUCUUUGCCGAGAUGUUUAGACGCAAACCCCUGUUCUGUGGAGAGUCUGAAAUGGAUCAGCUUGGGAAAAUCUUUGAAGUCAUCGGCUUGCCGCCGCAGGAAGAGUGGCCGACCGACGUUACGGUGCAAAGAAAAAACUUCCCCAGUCUCAAGCCGCGGCCAGUCAAAGAUUUUGUUCCAGAGAUAAAUGAGCAGGGAGCUAAACUGUUGAUGCAAAUGCUGACCUUUGAUCCUUUGAAACGGAUUUCGGCCCUGAACGCCCUAGAGCAUCCUUAUUUCCAGGACGAGGAGACGAAAAGCUGAACUCGCACUGUAGAAAAAUGCUCAAGGAGGCAACAGUGUCGUUAAUUUAGGAUUUUAUUCAGUGCAUUUCCCUUUUUUUGUGUACGGCCUGUGCUGUGAGAUUUUACUUUGUUCUUUCUGCAUCAAAAACGAGAAUCAGGACCACGAGAGCGUCUGGCUUCUGAACUCUUCACAAUUACAGGUGUUACAAUUACUAGGAGAACCAGUGUUUUUAUAGUGCAAGACCUCAGCAGGGACUGAUAUCUUGUCAUCUGCAGUGCUGCUCAUGGGUCUGAAUAAUGUUGAUCCCGACUGUCGUGGUGAUUUUUGUCUUUUUUUAAUGAUGUGUUGCGAAAAGAAAAAAAAAACAAGAGCAAUGCAAGUCUGUGAAAGCCUCUUAGCUUGAGUAACAUUAGUGACAACAACUCUAUUCAAAUCACAAGGAAACAGUUGAACAAAAAGCGCACAAAUAAAACGCACAGUUAAAAGAUACUGGUAUGGCUCGCUAAUUAUCUCACUAAGGAAAAUUGUUUCUUGUGAAAUUAAUUUCAUAUUUUUUUUGUUAACAACCAGCAGUGGGACCAUAAAUAAAUCGGACCUAACUCGAUUACUGUCAGAUUUCAUUUGUGUUAUACUUUAUUGGUGGUGAUCUAUAUAAACCAAUAAAUGUGAACGAUGCAUUAUAAC